AUGCCCUUUCCCCGCCUCCCGCGAUGGUCGACGGGAUUAGGUGCAGGGAAGAGAGUGCAAGGAUUCGGUUGGGAAAGGGCGCACGUGUUUUGCGAUUUGUGCUUUUUGGCCUCACUGGGUAUCCGUACAUCUGUGUUGUUAAAGCUCAAAGAUCCAUGCUCAAAGUACAAUUUUCUGAAACCUGAACAUGGACGCAUCCAACAAAUAGGAUGUAGCUUUACCUUCUAUGGUGCUUCGCUAUUAUUGGAGUAUUUCUUCAAGAUGUUUUACGUGGGAGUGGACGUGGGCACUGCGAGCGUGAGAGCAGCUCUUGUGACCAGAGAGGGUUUGCUCAAGAGCACAGCGGAAGAGCCCAUCAGAAUCUGGGAACCUCAGCCCGAACAAUGCGUCCAGUCUUCCUCUGAAAUCUGGAAAAAAUGCUGCACUGUAGUUCAGAGGGUUGUCAAUGGAGUGGAGAGGAGCCAGAUACGAGGAAUUGGAUUUGAUGCAACCUGCUCUCUUGUGGUGUUGGACGAGUUUUUUCAACCUGUCUCUGUCUGUCAUAGUGGAGACACGGACAAGAAUGUUGUGAUGUGGAUGGACCACAGAGCGGCAGAGCAGGCUGUGCGUAUUACAAAUACUGGUCACCCGGUUCUGAGUCGGGUGGGAGGGGUCAUGUCACCAGAGAUGCAGCCCCCUAAACUCCUAUGGCUCAAAGAGAAUCUUGAAGAAAGUUGUUGGAACAAAGCAGCACAUUUCUUUGACCUUCCAGACUUCCUGUCAUGGAAAGCAACAGGCUCAUUGCGUAGGUCCUUGUGUACUUUGGUCUGUAAGUGGACAUAUUGCCCCCCCGAAGGAUGGAAUGACAGUUUUUGGACAGCUAUUAAACUUAGUGAUCUCUUGGAAAACAACUACUCCAAAAUUGGUAAUGUGACCUCCCCCCCUGGCAGUCCCCUGGGGCAGGGGCUGACAGCAGAGGCUGCUGCAGAUUUGGGGUUAAAUCCUGGAACUGCAGUUGGAGCGUCUCUUAUUGAUGCCCAUGCUGGAGGAUUAGGUGUUAUAGGUGCAGAUGUUGAAGGCUUUAACUUACCGUGUGAGCACCAACCUAUCACUUCACGAAUGGCUAUGAUCUGUGGAACAUCAACCUGUCACAUGGCGAUUAGUGACAAACCUCUGUUUGUGCCUGGGGUUUGGGGACCGUGUUUGUCUGCAAUGGUUCCUGGCUUUUGGCUAAAUGAAGGUGGACAGAGUGCAACAGGGAGACUGAUUGACCACAUGGUGAAGGGCCAUGCUGCUUACAACCAACUCCAAGAACAGGCAAAGCAAAGGUGUCCUUUUGCUGGAGAGAACAUUUACUCAUACUUAAACAGUCAUUUGAACACUAUGACUGAUCCCAGCUCUCCUGUUGACCUGCUCACCCCCUCUUUACAUGUGUGGCCUGACUUUCAUGGAAACAGGUCUCCACUGGCAGACCCAACAUUAAAGGGAAUGGUUAUAGGACUCACAUGUUCCCAAACAGUUGAAGAUUUGGCUUUGCUGUAUCUGGCAACUGUACAAGCGCUGGCACUUGGCACAUUACAUAUUCUGGAGGCGAUGAAAGAGGCUGGUCACGACAUCAAAACUAUUUUCUUAUGUGGUGGUCUUAGUAAAAAUCCACUUUAUGUUAAAGUCCACGCAAAUGCAACAGGGCUUCCUGUCGUGUUACCAGACCAGAUGGAGGCAGUGCUGGUGGGGGCAGCAGUUCUCGGUGCCUGUGCAUCUAAAGACUAUAAUUCAAUACAGGAGGCUAUGUCAAAAAUGGCUAAAGUGGGUCAAGUUGUCUGGCCUGAUGAUAAAGUAAAAAGCUUCUACAAAAGGAAGUACAGCGUGUUUCUGCGCCUCGUUGACCACCAGAGGGAGUACCAGGCGCUCAUGAAUCCAAGAUGA
Messenger RNA from Knipowitschia caucasica, 1905 nucleotides. NCBI's taxonomy places the organism in Eukaryota, Metazoa, Chordata, Actinopteri, Gobiiformes, Gobiidae. The record is from the annotation of a GenBank genome assembly.